Messenger RNA from Aspergillus puulaauensis, 3636 nucleotides. RefSeq lists its product as uncharacterized. NCBI's taxonomy places the organism in Eukaryota, Fungi, Ascomycota, Eurotiomycetes, Eurotiales, Aspergillaceae. The record is from RefSeq and is a predicted model, not a curated record. The transcript has a single exon. Bases 1 to 3636 code for a protein of 1211 amino acids.
AUGAGGUUGAUAACCGUUCUGGCAUACAUAUGCCUGUUUGCUGCUUUUGCAGCAGCACAAGGCAUACAAGAAGCCGUUGACCAGAAACAUCCUCGAAACAAUGAUCGAAACAACGACCCAGAAAACACUGCGAUUGACAAUGCUUCGACUGUUAUUACCUCGUACCUUACUGGCUCCUACGUCGUUACGUCCUGGAGAGAUGAUCAACCUGCUGAGACCAAUAUGCCUCCGCUGGCGAAAGGGUCGGAUGGGGACAUCGAGACAGAAGGCAGUAAAGGUAAUGGUAACGACAACGGAAAACACAAGAAUCUAGGCAGAGGAAAGGGCAAGGGAAAGGAUGACAAGUCCACUACAACAUCCUCGACCACCACCAAGGCCACGACCACCACCAAGGCCACGACGACGGCGAAGGCCACGACUACCACCAAGGCCACCACGACCGCGAAGGCCACGACGACCACCACCAAAGCUUCAACAACAUCCAAGGCGUCGACGACUUCCAAGGCCACCACAACCACCACGACCACAAAGGCCUCGACAACUUCCAAAGCCUCGACAACUUCCAAGGCCUCGACCACUUCCAAAGCCUCGACCACUUCCAAAGCCUCGACCACUUCCAAAGCCUCGACCACUUCCAAUGCUUCAACAACAUCCAAAGCUUCAACAACAUCCAAGGCCUCGACGACUUCCAAGGCCACCUCGUCGUCCAAAUCAUCGGCCACCUCGUCCAAGUCUGCAUCCACCUCGUCCAAGUCUGCGUCCAUGGCAACGCCCAGCCCAACUACGACGUCCAAGUCCACCUCGCCAGCGAUAUCGUCGUCCACGCCCAAACCCACAUCGUCCAUGUCGUCUUCCAGACCCCUGAUCCCAACUGCAUCUACGUCCUGCGCCCACAACACAGUUUCCUUGGUAACAGUCUUCUGUGAGCCGAUGGCUACCAGCAUGGCCGGGGCUGGGUCCUACAGCAUGUCUGGCAGCGGCUCCUACAGCAUGACCUGCUCGCCGUCAACUGUAUACACCACGGGCUGCCUUGCCACAGGAACCACAACGACUAUCAUGGGAACACCCACUCCCAGCGCUCAAACCCUGUGCUCAUAUGAGGGUUGCAAAGCAGAUUCCGAAUGCACUAUUGGAGGGAACGCAGAGAUGGUGACCAUACAGGAAGUCACCUGCGAAGAGAUUCCUGUGGAAUACGUCGACAAGCUACCCACGGAGAGUUCAGGUUCCCUUAUGACAAUCUUCGACGGGAAGAUGGUAAAUAAGGUUCCAAAAGAUGGUGGGCUUGCGAGUAAGCGGGCCAAGCGCGCGCCUCGUAUACGAACAAGGCCGCUUGCCCCAAUAGAUCUCGAUACAAUCACCGACAUUGACUUGAAGAGAGAGGCUGGAAAGGUGUACAACGCUAUGUCAGAGCGUGGCCGUCGUACAAAUUCCUGGUUUGAAAAGAGCGGGGGUGUUAGCGGUAAAUGGAUUGAGUUCCAAAAGUACCCUAAUGAUAAAACAGCAGUGGGAAUAAAGGACAUCACGGGAUGUACUGUGGUGAUGAUUAUUACAUCAAAGGGGGUGUUCAUGGCACACAUCUGGGAGACCUUCUUUAUUGAUCAAGAGCCCGUACCAAUUGGCGUGAGUAAUUUUGCUGAAGCCCUCGUACCAGUUGGUUUGGAUGAGUUUGAUCGGAACGUCAUUGAGCCCUUGAUAAGCGGUGGACAUGCUGGAGUCGGCUCUCUCCUGGGUCUGAUUGGAACUGACCAAGGCCCAGGACAGCUGCAUCAUACAAAACGUCCCACCAUAAUUGUGAUCACGCCUCACGACUACGACAGACACGGCAAGGUUAUACGGUACCAAUCCCAUGCCCAGCGGCUAGCAGACAGACUGGGGAAAGCCAUCUAUCCGAACAGAUACCCAGACCAGAUGGAACCAUUGAUAAAAGGCUAUGAUCCAAAAGAAACGCUGAGCGAUGAGGAAAGGCCGCAAAUCAUCCGCAACUACAGGAAAAUUUUUAGGAGAGCUGCUUUAGAGGUAACGAGGAGGAAUGGAUUGAUCGGCGAACAAACAAUGGUGGCGGAAUCUGGUAGACCGCGACCGAGGCUGUUAUUUCGCGGUGCUUGGCGACUAUGGGUUGGUCCUAGGAUCGCCCUUGAACUAGGUUUCUUUGAUGAGGACAGUUGGAUCAAUAAAUACCCUGAUCCGAUUAGAGAGAAACGAGGUGAACCCGAGGCCGAAGAGGAGGAAGACGUCGACCCAUGCCUAUACUGGGAUGCGCCACCAGGCUCGUCGAGCGGCAGUCCCACCCCGGCCAGCACCAGCAGGGCUCUCAUCAACACCAGCACGACCCCAUUUGGCACCAGCACGACGCCCACACCUACCCCCACCGGACUAUGUUCAUAUGAAGCAUGCUCCAACGAUUCAGAGUGUACUCUGGAAGAUGGGGCCACGGGAUUCGUGUCAACAGGACACGUAGACUGCUCGGACGUCCCGAUUGAAGACGUGGAUCACCUACCCGACGAGAUAGAGGGGUCUGCGGUGGUGAUGCUGGAGGGGGACCCGGUCAAAUCAAAUCAUCUGGCCAAACGGAUAAUAGCAAUCAGGCCCAAGCCUCUGAGGGAUCUUGAUAAUAUCCCAGAAGAAGAGAAACCACAGGCAUAUCGAAGAGAGGUAUAUAGGGCGAUGGAUAGGCUUACGGAUCAUAAUGGAUGGGUGGGAGGGAAUCGCGGCAUCACUGCAAAAUGGAUUCCAUUGCCGCAAUAUCCUGAUGACAGAAUGGCUGUCGGGGUGAGGAACCUUAAUGGGUGCAAUGUGGUUUUGAUUAUCACACGAGAUGGGGUGUAUGUCGCCCAUAUCUGGGAAGAACAUUACUUCUUCGAUUCUGACGCUGAUCAGGCGACAUCCAUCCCUGAUUUUCUGGAGAAAACCCUUGCACCCCUUGUGGGUGAUUCCGAAGACCCAGAGCCUUAUAUUGAGGAUACCAUUCGGACACUAAUCGGAACUGACGAUGAGCCUGGGGCUUUGCACCACACGGUCGAGCCGCAUAUCUUUGUGAUUACCCCUUGGGCACCACGGCAAGUUGGGCAAGCUUACCAAUACCCAGAACAAGCCCGGUACUUGGCCAACGCUCUUGGUGAAUUAAUUUACCCAAAUGGAUAUCCGAAAGAGGAGCUGAGACCUAUAAUCAAAGCAUAUGACCGAGCAGUGCAAGAUGGAGGGCCGAGGGGCAAUCCCUUUCAAAAAGUUAUCCUUGAGAUGAACAGGAGAAACAGUGCACACCGCAUGGAUUUCAAUGAAGGUAGAAGAGUGCAUUUCAUGGGAUUAUGGCGGUUGUGGGUUGGUCCGGAGCACGUUGCGGACGUCAAUUUCUGGAAGCCAAAUAAUUGGAUACCGACUUGGUAUAAUAAUGGCGAUGAACCUCCAAUCGUCAAAAGAGGUGACGAGGAGGCCGAAGAGAAUGCUGUGGAUGCGUGCCCAUAUUGGGCGCAACCCUCAGACUCAGCGAUAAGUCCAUCAAGCCCGUUGUCGACCGAGAUGAUGUCCCCGACCACAGAGGCAAAUGGAAACCUCCCCAGGACCCUUCUCACGACAACAAGACACUCCAAAAUCACCACCAAGUCAGGCGAAACCGAGCCAGCAGGGCUGAGUGGCUAG